UCUCAAUUUGAUACAACGAUAAUGUUUCUGAAAUUGACUUCUCAGGGACUCUCACACCACAAAUGCAAUGCCCGUGAGAACACAGUAAUCCUAUAAAGAGCAAGCAAAAGAAACAGAGUUCAAAAAAUCCUAUAAUAUGGAGGCAUAUCAGAAGGUUGCGAUUUCGAUGCUGCUUUUUGUAGCCAUAAGCAGUAACGUUAUCGAGGUGUUGAAUGCACAAACCAUAUGCAACAUGUCUGGUGCGGGUCUGAUGGCAUGCAAGCCAGCAGCUACACCCCCGACCCCACCACCUCCCUCGUCCGCCUGUUGUUCUGCGCUCUCACACGCAGACUUGCGCUGCCUUUGCUCCUACAAGAACUCCAAAUUGUUGCCGUCCCUGGGAGUCGACCCAAAUCUUGCCAUGCAGCUGCCGGCUAAGUGCAAACUUCCUCAUCCAGCAAAAUGUUAAGAGACGUAUAACUUCAAGCGAAUAAAGAAAGAGAGUGAUAAUCACGUUACGUAAUCCUAAUGCUUCUUGGAACAUUACUUUGUGUCUAUUCAUAUACUCGUGUGUGCCCGAAGGCUUGUUAGUUUCUGCAUUUUCUUGUACUUCACAUUGGCUGUAAGCCUAUUGUAACACUACAUAUAUGAGUGUAGUGCCUGUUUAUGUUUCUUUCUUCUCAAUGUAGUUGCAUUUUGUCAAAAUAACAUACGAUUUGAGAUUUUUACUCUUUGAAACUA
This is a messenger RNA of Olea europaea var. sylvestris, 720 nucleotides long. Its product is annotated as putative lipid-transfer protein DIR1. The record is from RefSeq and is a predicted model, not a curated record. NCBI's taxonomy places the organism in Eukaryota, Viridiplantae, Streptophyta, Magnoliopsida, Lamiales, Oleaceae. Gene Ontology annotation, biological process: systemic acquired resistance. Gene Ontology annotation, molecular function: fatty acid binding. The transcript has 2 exons. The coding region runs from base 137 to 448 and encodes 103 amino acids.